This is a messenger RNA of Lathyrus sativus (Indian pea), 876 nucleotides long. The record is from the annotation of a GenBank genome assembly. NCBI's taxonomy places the organism in Eukaryota, Viridiplantae, Streptophyta, Magnoliopsida, Fabales, Fabaceae.
AUGGCAGCCACUACCAGAGCGAUUACCAUAGCUAGCAGUUCAACCUACUCUCUUCUCACCACCAAUAAGCCCUUUCUUGGUCCCCGUGCCCUUCGUCUUAACAAUCUCAAGGUUUCUUCUAGACCUACUAGGUCUUAUACUUGUAAGGCUAUCUAUUACCCUGAGGUUACUGUCAAGGAGGAUGGUCAGCCACAAACCCUUGAUUAUAGAGUCUUCUUUCAUGACAAAUCUGGUAAAAAGGUUUCUCCAUGGCAUGAUGUUCCAUUGCAGCUAGGUGAUGGCGUCUUCAACUUCAUUGUUGAAAUACCAAAAGAAUCCAGUGCAAAGAUGGAGGUUGCCACCGACGAGCCUUUCACUCCUAUAAAACAGGAUAUUAAAAAGGGGAAGCUUCGCUUUUACCCCUAUAAUAUACAUUGGAACUAUGGCUUACUUCCACAAACAUGGGAAGAUCCAACUCUUGCAAACGAUGAAGUUGAAGGAGCAUUCGGAGAUAAUGAUCCAGUUGAUGUCGUUGAAAUCGGUGAAAGCCAAAGGAAGAUAGGAGAGGUUCUCAGGGUCAAACCCUUGGCUGCAUUAGCCAUGAUUGAUGAAGGAGAACUUGAUUGGAAAAUAGUAGCAAUUUCAUUAGAUGAUCCAAAAGCUUCACUUGUGAACGACAUCGAUGAUGUUGAGAAUCAUUUUCCAGGAACCCUCACUGCAAUUAGGGAUUGGUUCAGAGACUACAAGAUACCCGACGGGAAGCCUGCUAAUAGAUUUGGCCUCGGCAACAAGGCAGUAAACAAGGAUUAUGCGCUAAAGGUAAUCACAGAGACGAAUGAAUCUUGGAGUAAGCUUGUGAAGAGAUCAAUUCCUGCUGGAGAGCUGUCACUUGUGUAA